Messenger RNA from Corvus hawaiiensis (hawaiian crow), 1920 nucleotides. It is a transcript of the gene P2RX1, whose product is annotated as purinergic receptor P2X 1. NCBI's taxonomy places the organism in Eukaryota, Metazoa, Chordata, Aves, Passeriformes, Corvidae. Gene Ontology annotation, molecular function: ATP binding; purinergic nucleotide receptor activity; extracellularly ATP-gated monoatomic cation channel activity. Bases 183 to 1355 code for a protein of 390 amino acids. The record is from RefSeq and is a predicted model, not a curated record. Gene Ontology annotation, biological process: response to ATP; monoatomic cation transmembrane transport. Gene Ontology annotation, cellular component: plasma membrane; nuclear inner membrane. The transcript has 13 exons.
GCCUCAUCCCUGCGCAGAGGAGGAAACCCGACAGCCCAGAUGUGCACAGAGCCACGCCGAUAGCAUUCUUAUUUUCUUUUUUUUCCUCUGCAAGCAGAGGAGCUGCCGAAGCGGCGGCGGGCACGGCCCAACCCACGGCGCGGUGAAGAGCCGGGAGGCUGCGGGACAGCCCUGGCGCAGCCAUGGGGCAGAAGUGCAUGGACAAGGUGUCCUCCUUCCUCUUCGAGUAUGACACCCCUCGGAUGGUGCUGGUGAGGAACAAGAAGGUGGGACUGACCUUCCGGCUGAUCCAGCUCAUCGUCCUGGCGUACAUCAUUGGGUGGGUGUUCCUCUACGAGAAGGGCUACCAGUCACAGGACAGCAUCGUAAGCUCGGUCUCGGUGAAGUUGAAAGGGCUGACGCUGACCAAUGAGAGUGUCCUGGGUCCUCACAUUUGGGAUGUGGUGGAUUAUGUUUUCCCACCCCAGGGGGACAACUCGUUCGUGGUGAUGACCAACUUCAUUGUCACUCCUGGACAGAAACAAGGAACCUGCCCAGAGCUGCCAGAUGCCGGGCUGUGCACACGGGACAGCGACUGCAGCAAAGGGAAGUACAGCCGUCAGGGACAAGGGCUCAUGACUGGCAAGUGUGUACACUACAACAACACUGUGAAGACCUGUGAGAUCUUUGGCUGGUGUCCUGUUGAAGUCGAUUACCAUGUUCCCAGCCCUGCCCUACUGUCAGAAGCAGAGAAGUUCACCUUGUUCAUCAAGAACAGUAUCACCUUCCCCAAGUUCAAGGUGUCCAGGCGCAACUUAGUUGAGAGCAUUACCAAGCAGUACCUGAAGAAAUGCACCUAUCACAAAGUCACCGAUUCCUUAUGUCCUGUGUUCGAACUGGGAUACAUAGUGAAGGAAUCGGGUCAGAAUUUUACCUUUCUGGCUGUUAAGGGCGGAGUGGUGGGCAUCACCAUAGACUGGAACUGUGACCUCGACUGGCCCCUGCGGUACUGCAAACCCAUUUACCAGUUCCAUGGCCUUUACAAUGAUGACAGUAAUGUUUCACCAGGGUUCAACUUCAGAUAUGCCAAAUACUACAAAGAAGGUGGGAUGGAAAAGAGGACACUCUACAAGGUGUUUGGGAUCCGGCUCGACAUUUUGGUGAAUGGCAAGGCAGGCAAAUUUGACAUCAUCCCGACCAUGACCACAAUUGGCUCUGGAAUUGGUAUUUUUGGAGUGGCCUCUGUCCUCUGUGACCUGCUCCUGCUGCAUUUUCUCCAUGGACGAGACUAUUACAAGCAGAAGAAAUUCAAAUAUGCAGAACAGGAGCCUUCGAAGCUGCAUAAGAAGGAAAAGGAGACAGACAACACACAGUGAGAGCAUCUCUUGAAGAAGGGCAGUCGGGGGCAAGACACCAGAAAUCACUGUGCACCUCUCUCUCAGCAGAAUCCACACUGACUGACAAACCUGCACCGCUUUUCCUCCUCCUCUUCUCAUAAAACUCAGUCGCCAUCCCCUGUCACUUCCCUGGGCUAGCCCCAGGCCAGCAGGAGCAGUGUCCAGCACCAGCCCAUGGGAAGGUGGUGCCCUGCAGCCAGGGCAGGGGCUGGCCGACCCAGCACAUGGCCUCUGGUGGGACAUGCCACAAUGCUGUAGAUGGGUCAAACUAAGGGAUCUCGGGGCCCUCUGCCAGCCCUGCUGCAGGGCACUGGGUUUGCUGGCAUUGCAGGCCCUUCAGAAGGGCUCCCACUGCACCCUGCCUGGUGUGCCAGGGUCGUGCCAGGGCACUUGCACGUGAAGACCCUGGGGAGAGCACAGCUGCCAUUUCUUCCCCAGAAGCAUCCUUGGACAGAUUCAAAAGGGAAGGGAAAGGAAGGAGUGCUGGCAGGAACCAUACCCAGCCCCUCUGCCUUGGAAAAAAAUGGUUAUUUUGUAAGGAUGU